AUGAAACCGUUAGUCCUAAGGGAAUCGUCGGAUGCCGUCAAUCACGCCAACGCUCAACAGUCGUACACAUCUUCGCCUACCGUUGUGCGUCAGGAUCGCGUAACUCCGGAACCUCAGCCGGUUUAUUCGGAGCCGAACAGCGCUCACCAACACAACGAAACUCGUAAGGAUGAUGUUGAAGAAUAUGUGCCUCCGACAUCCAAGCAACCUAAACCACACAUCGCUCUGGCUAGGAGAGAAGAACGAGCUUUGGUAGCGGAAUUGCGUGAGACCGUCGGGAAGUCAGGCGGUGACGUUCUGCGUAAGAAGGAAACACGACCAACGGCCACCAAGAGCACUAUCCAAAUCACUGCGGAUACAUCGCCGGAGGAUGUGGCUCUGUGGCUUCAAGAAAAAGGCUUCAGUUUGAGAGUGAUUGAACUACUGGAAGGGCAGGACGGAGCGAACUUGUUUGCUCUAAACAAGGCUAGCUUGAUGCAGGCCUGCGGGAAAGAGGAGGGCAGUCGCCUCUACAGUCAACUGCUGGUGCAGAAAAAUCAGAGCAACUAUCAAACUCACACGAGCGCUGAACUGCAGGCGAUUUUGAACUAUCGAAAACAACAUGUCGAUGUGACGAACGAAGCGGCCAAAGAUGACAAGGAAACUGUCGCUCUCUAA
This is a messenger RNA of Ostertagia ostertagi, 657 nucleotides long. The record is from the annotation of a GenBank genome assembly. NCBI's taxonomy places the organism in Eukaryota, Metazoa, Nematoda, Chromadorea, Rhabditida, Trichostrongylidae.